Pteropus alecto (black flying fox) is the source of this 1310-nucleotide messenger RNA. RefSeq names its product glutamyl-tRNA amidotransferase subunit C (gene GATC). The transcript has 4 exons. The record is from RefSeq and is a predicted model, not a curated record. Gene Ontology annotation, cellular component: mitochondrion; glutamyl-tRNA(Gln) amidotransferase complex. Lineage: Eukaryota; Metazoa; Chordata; Mammalia; Chiroptera; Pteropodidae. Gene Ontology annotation, molecular function: glutaminyl-tRNA synthase (glutamine-hydrolyzing) activity. Gene Ontology annotation, biological process: mitochondrial translation; glutaminyl-tRNAGln biosynthesis via transamidation; regulation of translational fidelity. Bases 42 to 431 code for a protein of 129 amino acids.
CUUUAUAUGAGGGCUCACUACGGCGGCUGGGAAGAGGACAAAUGUGGGCUCGGGCUGUGUGGCUAGGCCUGCGGGCCUCUGUGGGCGGGAGCCGGGGCUUCACCUCCCAGGCAGGUCCUCAGGGAAGUGGCCGGCUCACCGCCGAGGUUAUCGAACACCUGGAGCGUCUAUCGCUUGUGAGCUUCGGCAGCCAAGAGGCCGUGGAAGGUUUGGAGAAAGCCAUCGCCUUUGCCGACCAGCUGCGCGCCGUGGACACGGACGGGGUGGAGCCCAUGGACUCAGUACUGGAGGACAGAUGUCUAUACUUGAGAUCCGACAAUGUGGUAGAAGGCAACUGUGCUGAAGAACUACUACAAAACUCCCGUCGAGUUGUGGAGGAGUAUUUUGUGGCCCCCCCAGGUAAUAUCUCUUUGCCAAAGCUGGAUAAAUAAGAGCCCUUCUCACAUGGCUGAGUAGCUAUUCUGGGAAAGGGGUACCCCAUGAACACAUGGAAGCACGAUAGUAUUUUUGUUAUGAACACUGUUUCUACUUCCUUCAGUAAUCUGAAAAAAAAAAAUUGUUGGUUAAGUAUUUUUGCAGUAACUAACUCUUCUGAAGACAGAAUUGAGAAAGAUCUAGCCAAAACAAGGCAAUGAUUCCUGAUGCUAAUAGAAAUAAAAGGUAUUGUCGAUUUCCAAGGAAAUAGAUCAUGUAUUUACUCACAGGCUGUUUAGUUCAGAAGGCAUUAUCCCUCUUUUUCUCCUCCCAAAAAGACUGUCUACCAAACUGCACUUCAGUGAAUUUUUCUAUUUAGACAUUGCAGCCGAUCACUACAUGACAGCUUUUUUAGUUGCUGUUUCCAUUGACCUAAUCAGCCUUUUAUCUUUACUGAACUCACUUGAAUUUGUCCCUGGGUACCCAUUUCGUUCUGAACAGAGGGCUAACUUUGUGCUAAGUUCUGAAGAGUAUGCAAAGUAGACCACAGCCUGGGAACUCCUAACCUAGAACCAUCUACCAUCUCACAAAGCGAUUAUAUGCAAAAGGGAUACAUUAGCCACACCUACAGUUUCUCUUUCUGAAAAGAACCUAUCAUAAAAGCAGUCUUGGGAUAGCUAACAAUAUUUAUUGUAUGUUUAAAAAUGUGCUAACAGGGAAGAUCUUAUGUUAAAUGUUCUUACCACAUAAAGGAGUAGGGAUGGGAUAGGUAUGUUUAAGGCCUUGAUGGUUUCAUGGAUGUAUACUUAACACCAAACUCAUUGAGCUGUAUACAUUAAAUAACUAUAGCUUUUUACAUGUCAACCAUAGUUCAAUAAAGUGGUUUUGAAAAAAUA